Peromyscus californicus insignis is the source of this 13616-nucleotide messenger RNA. RefSeq names its product homeobox containing 1 (gene Hmbox1). The record is from RefSeq and is a predicted model, not a curated record. Gene Ontology annotation, molecular function: double-stranded telomeric DNA binding. NCBI's taxonomy places the organism in Eukaryota, Metazoa, Chordata, Mammalia, Rodentia, Cricetidae. Gene Ontology annotation, cellular component: nucleus. Bases 354 to 1688 code for a protein of 444 amino acids. The transcript is spliced from 11 exons. Gene Ontology annotation, biological process: positive regulation of DNA-templated transcription.
GCAGGUGGGAGCGGGGCUGUUGCUAUCAAUAUGGCGGUUGUCAGCCAGACAAAGACAGUCAGUCUGAUGUGAUUGAGACAAGGGAGGUUUUCAGGGGGAGACUGGGAGAUAGGGGGCUCCCCUCCCCCCUCUGUUCUUCCUGCGCGGGCCUGGAGCCCUCCUCAGCCCCUCCCGCCGGGCGCCCCGCGGUGAAGAUCCCCUCCCCCUCCCGUCUUCCUCCUCCCUCCCUCAGCCUUGCUCUGGGACGCUGGGGAGGGGGCUGAGCCGGGCGCAGAGAACUCAGCCGGGUUUCCGAGAAUGGUAAAUAAGGCUGGCCAUUUCUGGAAAGGCCAUUGAUCCGCCUCAUGUAAAGUAUGCUCAGUUCCUUUCCAGUGGUUUUGCUGGAAACCAUGUCUCACUAUACAGAUGAACCCAGAUUUACCAUAGAACAGAUAGAUCUGCUCCAACGUCUUCGGCGUACUGGGAUGACCAAACAUGAAAUUCUCCAUGCAUUAGAAACUUUGGACCGUCUUGAUCAAGAGCAUAGUGAUAAGUUUGGAAGGAGGUCCAGCUACGGGGGAAGCUCAUAUGGGAACAGUACCAACAAUGUUCCAGCAUCUUCCUCUACAGCCACAGCUUCCACGCAGACCCAGCACUCCGGAAUGUCCCCAUCACCCAGCAACAGUUAUGAUACCUCCCCACAGCCUUGCACUACCAAUCAAAACGGGAGAGAAAACAACGAUCGAUUGUCCACAUCCAAUGGGAAGAUGUCGCCAUCUCGAUACCAUGCAAACAGCAUGGGUCAGAGGUCAUAUAGCUUUGAAGCCUCAGAAGAGGACCUAGAUGUAGAUGAUAAAGUGGAGGAAUUAAUGAGGAGGGACAGCAGUGUGAUAAAAGAGGAAAUCAAAGCCUUUCUUGCCAAUCGGAGGAUUUCCCAAGCAGUUGUUGCACAGGUAACAGGGAUCAGCCAGAGCCGGAUCUCUCAUUGGCUGUUGCAGCAGGGAUCAGACCUGAGUGAGCAGAAGAAAAGAGCAUUUUACCGAUGGUAUCAACUUGAGAAGACAAACCCUGGGGCUACGUUAAGUAUGAGACCUGCCCCCAUUCCAAUAGAGGACCCUGAAUGGAGACAAACACCUCCCCCAGUCUCUGCCACACCUGGAACCUUCCGACUCCGACGAGGGAGUAGAUUUACCUGGAGAAAGGAGUGCCUAGCUGUCAUGGAAAGUUACUUCAAUGAGAAUCAAUACCCAGACGAAGCAAAGAGAGAAGAGAUUGCCAACGCUUGCAAUGCAGUCAUACAGAAGCCAGGCAAAAAGCUGUCCGACCUGGAACGAGUUACCUCUCUGAAAGUUUAUAAUUGGUUCGCUAAUAGACGGAAGGAGAUCAAGAGGAGAGCAAAUAUCGAAGCAGCAAUCCUGGAGAGUCAUGGGAUAGAUGUACAGAGUCCAGGAGGCCAUUCCAACAGUGAUGACGUGGAUGGGAACGACUACUCCGAGCAGGACACUUGGCAAGCACGCAAUGGGGAGGAGGAGGAGGGAAGAAGUUCAGAGGGAGGCAGAGAAGCAGAGAAGGAUGACAGCACGAGCCAUAGUGACCACCAAGACCCCAUCUCACUAGCUGUGGAGAUGGCAGCCGUCAACCACACUAUCUUGGCAUUGGCCCGGCAGGGAGCCAAUGAGAUCAAGACAGAGGCCCUGGAUGAUGACUGAUGAGGGAGAAUCACACAGUUAACUUAGUUUAGACGUAGCACCUUAGCAGACUUUCCUCGGUCCUUAACAUGUGUUCUUACAGUAUAACUUACAGUUCUUGUAUGUCAGGUAGCCGUUAGGGUCUUGUUCUGUGAAGAUGGCAUGGUACCCUCAGCCUUUGCAUAUACUCUCUCAGUGUUCAAAUCCCAGUAAGUAAUAACCAACCAACCAAACGGUCCUCUCCCAGCCCCUGAGGCUAAACAAUCUCGCUGCUCCGUUUUAGCAUUCCAAGAAAGUGCUUCCAGGUAUUUAGAUAACCCUCAGUUCUUGAAUACUAGGCUCUGUGUAAAAUCUUGGGUACCUUUAGAUUCAUGUACCACUAGGCUGUACCCCGUUCCUGCCCCAAGACUGACAGGAUGCAAGCUGAGGUAGUGGCACAGGACCGACAGACACCAUCCGGGAAGUAUCCACGGAGCGCAAGGAACACUAGAGCCCCGCCUCAGCCGGAGAUGGUUGUUGAUUCAGCUGCAAUAAGCCGUGCCUCCUAGUCACAACGUGGCUAGACUAUACUUCUUUGGGUGCUGUGCUAAGAAUGUCAUUGGAAUCCCGAGCUCAGAUCUUGGUUAAUGUUAACAUGCCCAACACAGACAUCCUUUCCUCUUACGAGCUGUGUGACUUAGUAGAUAACAUACUGCCUUCUGCCUUUGGGACCACAAUCCUAAAACAAAAACGACAAAAAAACCAAGUUCUGAAAAGCAAAAGCCCAGCUUGAGAGCAGCAGGGGAGAGUAUGAGCUGAAGGUGGGCUGGAUGCUCAGCCCAGUCCUCAGAGCCUCUAUACAUUCCACACACGGUUCCAGCGCCUGCCUGGGAAAGUGCUGGAGAUACCAUGGAGUUGCUUUGCCUCCUAUGGGUGCCCUUUCCCUGCUGCCCAAAGAGUCUCUAAGGAUAGAGCUGAGAUCAAAAGUGAGUGAAAGAGCAGGCUUUGCACCCAUCACCUGAAGCCUGCCCAGAGUUGCUAGGACUCUGUCGGGGACUGUCACAGAUGCAGAUCCUUGCCUAGCCAGGGGCAGAAAAAGCAGGGGACAUCCACCACUUGUAGCGUGAGUGUGGGGGACACAGCAGGACGUGUCUGCUUUGUUCCCUUGACUCUGUCCUUGUGGAGGUGUGAAAGCUAUAUUGCUACAGGCAAUUUAUUUAAUAAUUGGAAGCCAUAUUGAUAAUGGAUGUGGUAAUAUUUGUAGUUUAAUCUACUUCAAGCGGCAGUAACUAAUGGAAUUUUUUUCCUUGAUCACAUAUGUAGCACUUUUGUUACUUUUUAAAGAUAUUUAUAUUUGAUAAAUCUUUUUUUCAUUUUGAGAACUCAAAAUACCAAACAGUGAAGUUGCGUUAUAAAGUCACCCUGUGAUCACCUUGUCAUCUAGUAGCAAAAUGAUGAACUAUUCAUGCAUCAAAGAAAAUUACAUCUGCUGGCCUUGUAUGAAAAUGAUCCUGGCAACCUGAUUAAAUGGCACACUGUCACUGUGGGUAAGAAGACGCAGCUGUCAGUGUGUUGGCACAGUGUGUAUCUGAGAGAGGCUAAGUGUUUCUGCCUCAUCCCAUCUCUCCUUCGUGUGUCUGAUGAAGCCUUGUUUGGAGGGCAAUGUGGAGUGGGCCAUUAAGCACGGCUUCCGUCUUUUUGUCCAUUACCUGAACCAAUUUCUAAGAUAGAAAGUAGGUACCAUCUCCUUACCUCCUCCUUCCUCAGCAAAUGUGCUGAACUUCAAAGCUGUUGAGAGAGGAGAGCACACCCACCCUCAUUCUCCCCUUCUGGCUGGCCGGAUACUCGGUAUCCACAGCAUGUAGCUGGUCUUACUGGGCACACUCGGACUGCAUUAUCCCUUUAGGUGUAAGUCUUGGUUACUCGAAUGUGAAGAGUCGUCUUUGAGGGCCCUGAGGAUGCUACCCCACCUAUGUCUGUGACUUUGAAGAGCUCUAGGUAGAGCCUGGUCCUGCUCCUGUCCAUGGAUUUCAGGGGGAAAUGUACAUUCUUCCCAGCUCCAAAAACUGAAGUAAAAUGGAGCCAUCUUCUCUUACUGUAGUACUUGAACCCACAAAUUUAAGAGUAGCAUUUCUUAUUCUCAGGAACCCCCACACCUACUUAGAAUCUUCCAUGGUUUAUUUGAUUUUUUUUUUUUUAUUUCACUUAGGAGAUUACAUUGUCUUUCUUUCCUCUUGUUUACUAAGAAGAAAUAUACCUAUUGUGUCUUUUCUCCUUGGUUGAGUUUUGUCUGCUUGUUCUCAGUUGGAUCAGAAAGAACGGGGUGGGGGGAGCCUAUUUUUCUGACAAGCCACAUCCAUGAUUGACAGCUUCUUUCUGAGCCAUUCUCUUGUUAUCUCUUCCUGCUUGCCUUUUUAAAGGCACAGACUCCGGCUGCUAAGACAGCUCAGUUUCUAAGGGAACUCUGACUGCAUCAGAAAAGCAAAACGUUCUGUUGUCCCAAGACCUUUGAGAGAGAGAUGCAGCAGAGGCUACCAAGCCCUGGCUGGUGCAGGCAGUGCCAGCUCUGUGGUAGUGUGGUGGCACCAGAAGAGUGUAGUUGCCGGAGCCUGGCUCUGCUGAGCCAGCUAGAGGGCCUCACUAGUCCUUCUUCUGCUGGAGAAGGUGCCGCAUGCCCACGGACUCAGAGCCUUACAAGGAAGCUGUGCUAUCUGGCCCACAGUACGAAUUUGCUUCUUUGGGAUCGAGGUUCAAAUCUACCAUUAGGUCGUUUUCGGGGGGGGGUCACCAGGUCAGAUUCUCCUUUUGUGUCCAGGUCCCGGAGCUCUUGGGAUAGCCACAGAGCUACACACUCAUUCUCCUUCCUAUGGACGGCAGACCUUUCCUUGAGCUUUUCCAGCUUGUAGGUAUGGUAUGAAAUCAGAAACUUGAGCUCCCCGUGCUGAGAGGGAAAGAGCUGGACUGGACUCGUCCUGUGUUAUCCUUGCAUGCCUGUCUCUGCUCUCACCUCCAGUACCUCUGGUGGCCCUGGAUCUCUUUCAGGAGUUGUGCCUUCCUGACCCAUGAAGAUGCUGAAAGGGACGAGGGAGGGGCACGGCCACCAUAGUGUGCUGUGAGUGAGUGUUCAAGUACUUGGAGUUACUGUUGCCGGAUAGGAAGGUAACUUCACCUUCUAGUACCUUACGUGCAACUUGUUAACAAAGGCCCAUCUUAAGAUAACCCUGCCUAGCUGAAGACAGUCGCAGCCAGCAGCAGAGGAUGGCCAGGAAGGGCAAUACAGUGCUUCCCUGUGUGUGACUCCACAGUGCCCUCAGAACCCAGGACACACUUGAGUUCACAGCAGCCAAGUUUGUGUGGAAUACCAUAUGAGGCAGGCUGCAGGAGGAGGGGCCUGGGAUGGGGAGGCAGAAGGCCCUGGGUUCUUUUCACUCCAGCCCGGCAGGUGAUCUUACAAAGACAUGAGUGAGUUAGAAGCCUGUUUGGACUACUGUCCUCCACUCCAGAGCUCUGGUUCCUGGGAGGUUCAUCAUUCAGCUACACCUAGUUUUUCAGGAGCAGACACCUGGAUUGAUUUUUACCUCAUAGGGAUAGCGCACGGAGAGUUCUGGCACAGUCGUCUCAGCUCUCUCCUUUUAGGAAGUCUUCUUGAGUACCAGUCGUCAGGCACUAGCGACAGCAGACCCUAGUCCAUCAGGAUGCUCCCAGCACUCGAGUUUCCAUCUCUGAAAGGCCCCCCCUUCCAUUUUGUAUUUCAGCACUGCAUCUCUGUCUUGAGCUGACUUCACAGGACGUUUUCUCUCUUCUGACCACAAGCUUAAUGGGUAGCAUUUAGUCUGCCUCGGAAUUUGGACCCUCCUUCCUGUUUUGGGUAGCCAGAACUCCAUCUGCCAAGCCUGUUACCUUUGUCUGCGCACUGAGACUAAUCCCCUUUCCACAGUGACUUCUCUAGCCUGUUCUAAAAGUGUUCCCUUCAAGUCCUUAUUCUCCCUGGCCCCAAAAAGGAUUUGGUUAGAAGCAGCUUCAACCCCUCUCCCCUUCGUUUGUUUGUGUUUUUCCAGACAGGGUUUCUCUGUGUAGCCCUGGCUGUCCUGGAACUCACUCUGUAGACCAGGCUGGCCUCGAACUCAGAGAUCUACCUGCCUCUGCCUCCUGAGUGCUGGAAUUAAAGACAACAUUCCCAUUCAACUCAGCUCUGCUGUUAAAGCCAGAGAACAGGCUGGGUUUUUCCCGUGAGCCUCACCAGGUUCUUAGGCAAUAACUUUUCUUGUGGUUGGUGGUCUUGGGCUCAGUGGCUCUCUGCCUCCUGCAGGGCGUCAGUCUCUGGCCAUCUCUGUGAUGUCAUCUGUUGCUAUGAUUAUCAGCUCUAUUUCACUACUGUAUUCAUUGAGGCUGCACUGAGACCAGCCAAAUCCACUUUCAGCUUUACUGAGCCAAACUUAGUUUUUAAGAUUUCCCAAGUGAAGGUUGGGCACAUCAACCAGUAAUGCUGUGCAUAUGUUUGAGUGGGAGUUGGGUGGGGAUGCAAUGGGGCAGGGGUAGGAAUUACAUACGCACAGCAUUCCUCUGUGUGUGUGUGUGUGUGUGUGUGUGUGUGUGUGUGCGCGCACGCCAGCAUGCUUACUCAGGAUUGGGCCACUAGUUGUCAUCCAUACUGAAUUUAGCAAACUGAGCUAUAGCUCUGAAGACCCUUCCCCACUGUCUCCAUAGCAUGCGUUAGGACUGUAACAGUGAGCACCCAGACAACAGUGAGACUUUCCAAGGAGCAGCCAUGGAUGGCCAGCCGCUUUCUAAGGCUGUCAUGGUAGUAUGUGCUCAGAACAGGGCCCUGUACUGCAUAGUCUCCUUCAUCACACACCCUCCAUUUCAGAGAUGACCAUCACCUGAGAAGAGUGAUUUCCUUAUUGCGCUAGAGAACUGACCUCCGAAGGCAGUAGGGAAGUCUUAGGGAGCCGUCACAUCAUCAGACCCGUGUUCUGCUUUUAAAAGCUCCUCUCUUACCCAGUGUGUGCCGUCUGUUUCUAAACUGAAGAGGAGACACACACUGCACCUCAUGCCAGCAUACAGGACUGGCAGGUGCUCAGAAAUGAAGCCUUGUGCCUAUCUGUGGACUGUGAAAAGCUGAAGUUUGAAGACUGAAAGGUUUCUGUAGCUACUUCAUUACACUGUCUUGAGGGUGGGGAUAAGGAAACAAAUCAGGAAAAAAAAUCAACCAGAGCCACCUAGACCUCCACAGCACUGAUUUUCUUCUUUAACCAAGAGAGGCUGAGACUGAGGGAAGGUCCAUCUGUCCCUGUGAUCUCGUCACCAAGGUGUUUGCCUUGGGAUUCCAGAUGCCCCCAAGCUGCUUUUGUCAUUCUUGCCAUCCAGUCAGAACUGAAUCUAGUUGGUUCCGUUCAGGUGAGAUGUGAGUAGCUGCCUUCCACUGGUGGAGUUCCCUCUGGCUCUCAUCCCACCCUUUACCUCUAGCCCUUGCUGGGUAGCACGGGAACUUUGCUGCCAUCCUUGGCUGACAAGCCCUUUCUGUCUCCAGUGUUCAGGCUGUACAGCUCCAAGCACUGUUGUUGAGGAACUUGGUGCCCCACUUAGAACACCCAAGAGGCCAGCUCCCCUGACUCCAUGUCCAUCUUCUCUCUUUAAAUAAGACUGGCUCCAUACAGCCAUAAUUAACUCGCAAAUUCAUGGUGGUGUACUGUGAUCAAAUGAAGAUUGGGCUGAGUCUUUUUUCAAAUUGUAACCAUGGUAAUUGAGGGGGGUGGCAUAGAAUGAAUAUAUAAAAGUAUAAUGGCAAUUGUUCCGAAUGACUGAGUGUCCUUCUGACAUGUAAUUAGCUGUUUUAGCAGGAUGUAGAUUGGCAUGGUCAUAAUUAAGAGGAUUUCUGUCCUUUAUGUGGUUGAGAAUAGCAGGGCACCCAUCUUUGUUCCCUUUGAGUACUAAUGCUCCCAAGAACAUUUGGAACAGCAGUUCAGUAAACCAAAUAAUGACAUAGGAUUCAUGUCCCACCCAAGUGAGAAAGGAUGGGGAAGCAGUUCAGGUCCAGAAUGGAUUGCUUAUUGCCUGCAGCUGACUUGUAAAUUCUCUGAAACCUCUGUCCAGUUUCAACCUAUGCUACUUGGGGCAGAAACUAGGCAACAAACAGAGGCAGCCUCUGGCGGAGCCUCCCUGUCCCCAUCCUCUCACUGGAGACUGGAACACCUCCCCUGGGGACACCUGCUGCUUUGCGGGGCUUCUAGGAUUUGUAGACUCUUCCUUGGGAACUUGACUAUUUCCAGAACAGAUGACAAGAACAGGUACAAGUUGACCUCACACCGGAAUGUGUGGACUCGGGCAUUCCUCAGGAGCAGGAAGCUGUGUCUGCAUACGCCGACCUGCGCAUAGCGGGCUUGUUCUGCUGUUGCAUGCCUCCUCGUGCUAUUCUGCUGUCAGUACUGGGUUCUUGGCUCUUCAGAAGCCAUGUUCAUCCCCCCCCCCCUUGCUUUUCUUUGUGCACCUGUGCCUUCAGGCAGGCAGCAUGUAAUCCUCAUAGCCUGCGGCGUCCUCAGGACUAGGAGCUGUAGACACUGGCUAGUCCUCCAGUUGAUGCUUAGUCUGGCCUUUUUUUUUUUUUUCUUUCUAGUCAUCCUUUGCAGGAGCCUUGAUUCAAUUAGAGGAUCAGAAGGGUCCACAGGAAUGCCAGCAGCUACCAGUGCUAAGUGGCCUUUUCUAAGCUCUCCUGCCCGUGAGGCUCACGACUCAGGUGAGGUUAGCUGGAGUCCAUGAGCCCUGUCCUUUCUCAGGCUGGACACUGUGGGUGUGGUUAGUAGCCAUGUGUGUCUUCGCCCUUUCUACUGAAUGUGCCCCCUCUCACCCAGAACACUACUCAACCAAGAUGCUGGUUUUAGCUUUGUCGUGUGAAAUGGCUGGGGUCGAGCACUUGCCUAGAAGAGUCUAGAGAGCCCUCUUCCCUCAGCACACAGAUGCACAGAAGUGAGGAGAAGAUUCUGUUCCUGGAGAUGCUCCGGUGUGAUCCCUCCCACAUACCUUUGAUGACAUGCACCCAGAACGGUGGUCCUAGAAGGGUGGCCAUGGCUGCCGCUUCUAUCAAAGUCACCUUGUGGUCCCUUCCCCUGCCUGCAGGUCAGAGGUGCGAUCCUUGCUGAGGACUGGAUUUUUUAACCCUCUCUCACCUUCCAGCUGCUGAGCCAUAGCAGUCUCCGGUAGUUUCAGGUUCGCUGCCUUCUGAUUCGAUUCCAAAAAGUCACUAGUUGAGCGAAUUUUGUGAUUUGUGUGAUACGUACUGCACAGCAGCAGAACACUAUGAUUACCUGUAAGCAUUUGGACAGACUGGAUUGGUGUUCAACCAGAAGCCCCAAUGUGAUCUGCCUGGGUGCUCCAGGGGGCCACUCUGAUUAAAAACACCCUAUCCAGGGUAAAUAUUCCUGUAUUCCCACAGAUACCCCCACCUCAAAACACAAAACUGGCUUCGUCAUCAAGGACAGUGUAGGUAGUAUUUGCCUCUGAAUAGCUUUUUCUUCUUCUUUUUCUUUUUUAAACUAAUCCCAGAAAUGAUUAUUGUAAGAGUCGGAAGAUAGUGGCAUUUGGGGAAUGUGUCAUCUCGUUCUGCUGAGGUCACAGCCAACCUGCUUGCUCUUCUCUGGCAGCACUGGGUCACCCCAGGGCCACUGGCACUUGUCCUGUCGUCUUCUCUGCAGCUGAAUUUUCAAGCACUGCCUCGGCUGUGGGGUGCUAGACCCCAGGCCUCCCCACCAGGCAGUGACCGCCACGAGCCUGUUCUUUUCAGUUCCUGAGGCACUUAACUCCUGGGACUUUGAGGCCUCGUGCUGGAGUUCCCAAGGGUUUGGUGAACCCUGCCCGCCAUCCCUCUACCACAAUCAGAAAGGAAGGUGGGGGCAUUGUGGAAUCCACGGUUCUGGUGUUCUGGUAUUAUUCUGGUAUUAGUGCCACCUUGCUGUGGCCUUGGCCCCUCAACACUGACCAGCCCAUAAGUAGAUACCUGAAGACACCCAAAUUUAGGCCUAGAAUAAGAACUUCUUAAUAUCCAGAAUCCAGGAACAGAGCAAGCUGCCUCCGGGUCCUGUGACUGUUGGUCAGGCACUGAUGACCGGCUGGGCUCCUCCCCACCUUCCUUUCUAACUUUCUCACAAAAUUAGGUUCUCCUAGAGUUGCCUGGGUCACUGUCCCCUUCUGAUGUCUUGUCACAUCAUAGGUAGCCUUACAGCCCAAGAGAAUGAAAAGCACUGAGGAACAAAGUUGAAGGACCCAGCAGGCCGGCUCUUGGGGCUGCUGACACCUUGUUAGACUAGCUGGCCAGUGGGGUCUUAACGUUGUCCUCAUUCUGCCCCCAAACACCUUGAAUUGGAGAGAAAGAGUAUGUGUGCCUUUCAUUUUGGUAUGAUCAAGAUUUUGCAUCUCUGUUGGUGGCCAAAGGUGCCAUGGAAAUUGUGGAGUAAGGUCAGUGCCUGUCGCCUACCCAGGGCUCGAGACAGGCAGGUCCCAGGACUUGUGUUUGAAGGUUCGUUGCUCCUCCAGGAUUUAGCUUCCCAGCACUUUCAGGUCGAAUCUCUCCCCAGUCUUGUUUUGUACCUUCCUGAGCCCAGAAACCCCUCCCAUUUUGCUUUACUGGAACUAACCUGUGAGGCUGUCUGUCCACUCCAUGGCUUGCUGAGGUUGUGACAUUAGAAACCAGAUGGCAUGAGAGUUGUAUGAACGCAAACAGUAGCCAUUGUACAGAUGCUUCCUGGGCCCUGUCUGCAGGUGGGGAGGUGCCUGUGUGAGUUGUGUGUGCUGAGUGGAGGUGAGUGCUCAUGGCUGCUUUCAGAAAGCAAUCCCUUUACCAUUUGCCUUGAUGCCUACGUUGACUAUACUGAAAUCUGUGGGGACCUCAUCACGCAUCUCAGAAAAUGGGCACCAGAAGAAAACCAAAGUUCUCGGGGUGGGUAGAGCCUUUUUCUUUCCAAGCACUGGCCAUCCUGGCAAGCUUUCUCCUUCCUGCUCUUUGGUUCUACCACAACACCACUAUGAAAGCUCCCUUCUUCUCUUAGUGGUUCUCACAAGGACCCUGAACAGUGUGUCAGGGUAGCCUGCAGCUCAUCAGGCGCAGAUCAGGGACCACAGUGGCCAAACUGGCCCCUGAGCCACCACAUAACUUCACUGGCUGCAAGGUAGGACACACUCUGCUGGAAGGUCGGUGUCCUAGAGAGUGUGGCAGUUGCCUCCCUGGAAGAGCCUACAGGCUUCUCUGAGGUCAUGGGCUCAACCUCCCCUCCAUGGCCAUGGUUACGUUGAGUCUGCAGUACCUCCAGGAUCAAAUUCUCAUUUAUGUUUUAAGUGCCUAAGCAAGUUACAAACCUCUGGGACCUGCCCGAGAGUUGGCCUGUGCCCUGUCCUUCCCACCAUGCGCCCAGCCUCAGGGUGGGUGUUGUGCGCCCCACCCACCCAGUGCCCCUGCCAUUCUGCAGGCAGAAUGGUCACAAGGGCAAGCAAGGGGAGAGGGCUGGCUUUGUCACUGUUCGCUGUGUCCCUUCUGUUGAUGUGACUGUGGUCUUGGAUCAUAGGGAGUUUUAAGGAGUCUACUUAGCCUCUGAGCAGAAUUCUGUCUGUCAGCACUCGGAGAACAUUUCUAGCUCUAAGAGGGCUGGCAGGCAGGGGUCAUAGCUGAUAAACCUGUGCCCCUUUGCCACCAUGAGUACUGGAGCCUUGGCCACAUCGACAGCCCAGAUACCAGGGAGCCAGGAACCAAGGAUCAUCAUCAGUAGAGUUGUAGAAAGAUCCAGUGUGCAUUUUUAAAAAGGAGUUGUUUUGUUUUGAGAAUAAUUUAAGUCUGAACUAGAUCCAGGCCUUUAUUUAUGUGGGGUGUAGGACAGAUGAGUGGGAAAGGAACAAUCCAUAGACAGGCACCUUAUUUUCAUGACUUACCCAGGAUUUCUUUUGUUCCGACUAUGGAGUAGUGCAAACACUGGGCAUUCGCAUGGAACAGGCCUGGACGACCUCACCCGUGAGCUGCCCCACCUAGAGAAGGGAAGGGAAGGCUGUGGGGGAGCGGCCCGCCGCGUGAUGAAGGUGGGGCUGUGUGGCGCAUGCCAGCCAUGCUGCCUGCCCCUGAGGAGUGCUGUUCCCCUCCUCUAGAUGGUGCACUCAUGGUCUACCAAGCACCUGUCAGGCCCGGUGUAACUGAGGAAUGUCAGCCAGAUGCGUGAUUGUGGGGGGACAGCCGAGUCAGAGCAUCAAGAGGGCCAGGGUUCUGGGCUCUGACUGGACUUGAACAUUCUAGCAAGAGCCGAAAUGCUAAGGAGUGAGAGCCACUCCUGUUGAGCGCGGCUUGUGUAGUUCACUAGGCUGGGAACAAGCUGGCAUGGCCAGCUGGGAAGUGGAAAGCAGGCUCACGUGUUGUGACCAGACACCAGGGACCAGAUGUCUUGAGGUUGCCUGCAGGUAUUCAUCGUGAUGGCUGUGUAGGAUCCUGCCAGAUGAGUGGGGGCGGGGGCAGAGCGCCCUCCUGGCCUCGGCCGUUGUGUGUCUUAGUCUCUGUGUUUCCCUUUGGUGUCUCCUCUGGUCUCUGUCCCCAUCUUGUGUGCCAUGUAUCCCUGAGGGUGUCACACCUGUGUCUGCGUCUGCUGUCAGGUGUCCAGUCUACCUCAAGGGGUCAUCAUGGCAAGCUCUGUCCACAUGGAAUCCUCCUUACAUGCCACACACACUGGAAUGUAUCCCGUCCCAUCCCCAUAACCUCCUGACCCCAUCUUUCCCGUAAUCACCACAGACUCCUAGUGCAAAUUGGAUGCUGCUUUAAAUGUGAAAAAAUUGUUCAAAAGCUAUAAAAUCUGAAUGAAAGCUAAAGCUGAAUUUAUAAGCCUUGUUGCAUAUGAGCCAAAAGUGCAAAAAGCUCUAUAUAAUGAACUAACCUGCCACUCGUAUAAAUAUAAAUAUAUAUAAAUAUAUUAAAACCAGACUGUUCUACAAAUUGUGUAUUUGUAUUUUUGUGUACGUACAAUUUUUCUGCUAAGCAGAAGGAGGGUGUAGUAUAGGGCGCUGUGAGAAGAGAUUCGGUUAAUCCCACUUCUUUGUUACUUAUUUUUGUUAACAUCAGAUGCCUGUCUUCGUCUUCUCUGUGUAACACUGUUUGGAAAGCUGCAGUAUCCUUCUUCCUUAGGCCAGUCUGUGAUGAUAAAGCUGGGCUCAGCGAGGUGUCUUGGCCACCCAGCAGAGGGGAGCAGGGCUUACCUCCCACCGUGCCCCUCAGGGUGGCUUGCACUUUGAGACCAGGCAUGGCUUUCUGACUUGUCCCUGGGAAGCAGACUCCCCUUCUAGAAACCGACUUCCCAGACAGGAUCACUGGAUACUCAAGACCCAGGGAGCAAGGGGAACCUCUGUCCGCCGCCCAGGUGGCUCUGCCAGCUGUCACUGGGCCAUACCCCCCCUUCAGGUAGCUGCUGCCUUUUCAGACAGGGUUACCAGAUGCCUCCCCUCUUGGAGCUGUCACCAGACCUCCUGUCCUUGACCUGGAGCAUCUCAGAACCCACUUUGCUGGUGCUAAACAGGAGAGGGGUUAGAGUGGCUGCCAGUAAUGGCCAGAACCAACCCGCCAGAGCCAAGACAAGCUUGGGUGCCCACCUCUGCCCACAUCUUCCCAGCCCCCUCCUGGGCCCCUGGUGGAGCCUGCUCUAGGAAGUGAUACUGCACCUUCCCAGUAGGACUCGGAUUAUAACCAUGUGUGAUGACUGUAGCAAGAAGCUCUUGUUUCUGGAUGUAAAUGGUCAAAGAAACAAGUGCUCUACUGUAUUGAUUAAAUAGUUCCGAUGAGUCCUGGUUCAUUGUAUCUCCUAUUCUGGAUUAGUGCCUUUUGGACAGUAGACUGUUCUGUAAUUAAAAUGUAGUAUACUGCUUUUUUGUACAGUUUUGUUUUAAUAAAACUUUUUUUUAAUUUGUGUUUAUUUUAGUAUUGUACCUAUUAGAGAAUAAAAUGUAUAACUGAGCAAA